UGACCAAUUUUUGGACGGAAAUCCAAAACUUAGAAGAGGAAAAAAAUGCUAUUCGAACUGCCUCGUUGGGGCAUCUCAACAUAUUCGGGAAAAUGCUUACACAAUAUGCAAAUGGAAUUGAAAGUACAAAUUUACCAACUAAUUUUCAUCAACCAGAAGUGCAACAAGAAUUACGAGAAUCUAAUACAAUGCGAAAUGAAAAUCAGGACUAUCAUGAAGACCACAGUAAACUAUUAAACAAUAACAUCGAUAUUAUAACCAAUGUUACGGAUGAUUAUUUACAAGAAGCAGUGGAGUCCAUGGUUGGAAAAGUGGGAAGUGGCAUAUUGAAAGUGGAUAAUGUAAAUUUGGAAGAAAUUUUCGAAAAGUACCGCGAUGAGUGUGAAAGUAGAUUUGAUGAUAUUAUGGAUUUGAGACCCACUUCACAAUUGACAAAAAUUAUUCCCGAAGUGACGUGGGAAAAAUUUAUCUUGAAUACAUAUCCUAAUCAUAAAAUAUCAGAAAAAUGGGAAGAAUUAAUACAAGGUUUUUUUAGGGUAUAUUUCAAGAUCUAG
Molecule: messenger RNA, 554 nt
Organism: Funneliformis caledonium
Lineage: Eukaryota; Fungi; Glomeromycota; Glomeromycetes; Glomerales; Glomeraceae
Source: the annotation of a GenBank genome assembly